AUGAGUGUGAACGCUAGUUCAAAAGUAUUUAUUAUACUGAGCGGAAACACUUUUGGUGUUGAAGCAGCGCAAGCUAUAGCAGGAGCACUUAAAAAAAAAAAUACAAUUAAGAUCGUUAAUGCUUCAGAUAUAUUUACAAGUAGACUUCGGGAAGAAAUUCCAAGUGCCGUUAAAGCAAUUUGUGACGCGCUUGAAGAUAAAGAACAGCUUGAAGAACUUAAUUUUAGCGAUAAUGCGUUUGGUCCCGCGGGUGCUGAGCCAAUGGUUGAUUUUCUUACUAAAAAUCGAAGGUUGCGGGUUUUGAAACUUAAUAAUAAUGGGCUUGGAGUACGUGGUGGGAUUCUAAUUGGUAAGGCACUACUCGCUGCGGCUGACAAAAAUGUCUCGGAAGGGCGCACGUCAUCUCUAAGAACAAUAAUUGCUGGUCGUAACCGAUUAGAAGAUGGUUCUAGCCAGGCCCUUGCUAAUGCAAUUGCCGCUCACGGAACAUUGACCGAAGUUCGUAUACCUCAGAAUGGUAUCCGUCCCGACGGGAUUAUUACCUUGUCAAAAGGGUUGGCAGUAUGUAAAGAUCUAGAAAUUCUUGAUCUUCAAGACAAUACAUUUACAGAGAAGGGUUCUGUGAAUUUUGCCAAAGCACUCGUCGAAUGGCCAAACUUGAAGGUUUUAAAUGUUGGAGAUUGCUUGUUGUCAACAAAAGGAGGAAUAACUUUUGCGGAAGCUCUUUCAUUAGGUCACAACAAAAAACUUGAAAAACUCAACCUUCAAUAUAAUGAAUUAGAUAGAGAAGCUGUGGAAAUAUUGGCGACAACUAUUUCUAAUCAUCUUAAAAAUCUAAAUUCAUUGGAAUUGAAUGGCAACAAGGUCAACCCGAAAGAUAUCUCUAUUAGAAAUGUAAUAUCUGCCUUGGAGGAAAAUGGUAACGCGGACGCAUUAGGCGAGUUAGACGAUAUGGAAAUCUCCGAUGAAGAGGAGGAGGAAGAACUUGAUGAAGAAGAGACGGAACCUUCUGUCAAAGGAUUGGAAGACAGAAAAGUCCUUAUAGAGUCGAAAGUUGAGUCACGAAUAGAAAUACAAACCCCUGAAAAACAUUUAAUCGAAGUGAAGUCUGUACAAGAAAGUGAGACGCGGGAAAUUCAUAAAGAUCAAGAAACUCCAUCGGCAAAUAGCGAACGUCAAGUAAAAGAACUCACUGAGCGUAUUUCAAAGGAUAAAGUGACGGAAAGCAGUAUCAAUGCAGAACAGAAAGUGGUUAAACCUUUAACACCUGCUAAAUUAGAAGAGUUUAAAAAAGCUCAAGACAAUACAGGAAUUAUUUAUUUAUCAUGUGUUCCACCAUUUAUGAAGCCCUCCAAAAUAAAACAUUUAUUAGGACAAUAUGGAAAUAUUGGGAGAGUUUACCUUGCACCCGAGGAUCCUAAAGCGAGAUCAAGAAGAAAAAAAUAUGGUGGUAAUAAAAAGAAGAAAUAUACCGAAGGAUGGGUUGAAUUUUUAGAUAAAAAGGUUGCUAAAUUAAUCGCGAAAACUUUGAAUGCUCAACCAAUAGGUGGAAAUAAACGGAAUUAUUAUCAUGAUGAUUUAUGGAAUAUUAAAUACCUCGCAAAAUUUAAAUGGAAUAAUUUAACAGAACAAAUUGCUUAUGAGAAGGCUGCGAGAACACAAAGAUUACAAGCUGAAAUAUCACAAGCUCGAAGAGAAAAUAAAGAAUAUGUAAAGAAAGUAGAGAAAGCGAAAAUGAUUCAGAGCAUGGAAGAAAAGAAAGAAAAGAAACGUAAAGCUGCUGAAGUUGAAAUGGCUAAUUUGGAAACUUUUACAGAAGCAGAUGUAGGUGGUCAUAGAAAAGAAGAGAAAGGUUGA
Molecule: messenger RNA, 1857 nt
Organism: Funneliformis caledonium
Lineage: Eukaryota; Fungi; Glomeromycota; Glomeromycetes; Glomerales; Glomeraceae
Source: the annotation of a GenBank genome assembly